This is a messenger RNA of Prorocentrum cordatum, 319 nucleotides long. NCBI's taxonomy places the organism in Eukaryota, Dinophyceae, Prorocentrales, Prorocentraceae. The record is from the annotation of a GenBank genome assembly.
GACGCCCAUUUGCAUGGCGCUCUCAAGAACGUCCGCGAGAUGGAGGCCGCCUCGGCGGUGCACGAGCAGGAGAAAUCCAAGAAAGCUCCGCGCCAGCGCACGCGAGGCCGAAGACGCUUCGAUGGGGGCCAGGCGCACAAGACCGCCAAAGGCAAUAAGUCCAGGAAGAAGGAGAAGAAGACGUCCAGCUCCGCGCAGUCCGCGAAGGGCCGAGCGCUGAAACUGCAUGACCCCUGCAGCUCGACAAGCAGCUCAGCAGCGACAACAGGCUCGAGCGGAAGCAGCGACGGCAUCGACCUGACGAAGAUAAAGAAGGAAC